ACUCAAUAACCAUGAGAACUACUGUCCUAAGCAUCAAGGCCAACUUGGAGAAUUGUACCGACGUUGAGCCCGUCGAUAACGAAGAUUACCCUCAUGACUAUGGGUUCACCAUAGAGUGUAAAGCUUGCAAAUUCAGACACCCGAAACAGAUUAUGGUCAAUCGUUUUGACACAGAACACGUACAGCUUUAUGUAAACAAGCCCACACGGGUAGUGAAUUUCUCCAUUAAGUGUAAGGACUGCCGCAGAGUCCUUUUCAUUAUUUUAAAAAGAACCGAGCAAUCUUUGACCUUACAAGACUCCGAACACGAUACCUUUGUUCCUAUUCUUGAUGUGCAUACCCACGGGUGUAUCAUAAUUGACUUUUCCCUUGAGGACCAGUUUCAGUGCAAAACUAUGAAAGGAAAGGUAAUAGACGGUGUGGACCUCCGAGGUAAUGAUUGGAGUGAAUUUGACGAAAACGGUAAUGUUCCUAUGACUAUCACUGAUUUCUCGUACAAACUCACGACUCUAGAUGGAAAUGCGGAAGUAACCAAGUUAAAUGAUUAAUUGUUUUAAUAUAAAAAUCGCAAAUUU
Messenger RNA from Yamadazyma tenuis ATCC 10573, 575 nucleotides. Lineage: Eukaryota; Fungi; Ascomycota; Pichiomycetes; Serinales; Debaryomycetaceae. The record is from RefSeq and is a predicted model, not a curated record.